Molecule: messenger RNA, 1721 nt
Organism: Glycine soja
Lineage: Eukaryota; Viridiplantae; Streptophyta; Magnoliopsida; Fabales; Fabaceae
Product: alpha-1,3/1,6-mannosyltransferase ALG2-like
Exons: 9
Coding region: 164-1459 (431 amino acids)
Molecular function (GO): GDP-Man:Man(1)GlcNAc(2)-PP-Dol alpha-1,3-mannosyltransferase activity; alpha-1,3-mannosyltransferase activity
Source: RefSeq, a predicted model, not a curated record
AUUUUGCGUGGUGCUUCCAAACGACGACGUUUCCCUCAUUCGAAACAAGGGUUAGAACCCCCUUCGCCCUUCGGAUUCCGCCACCGCCAUAACGCCAUAGCUGCCGGCGAACGAUUUCUGGGUUUGUUAUUUUCACCUCAAAGUUCCUAUCUUUACCCUCGACAUGGCGAAGGUAACAAGCUCAAAACUGAACAUUGCAAUAAUUCACCCAGAUCUUGGCAUAGGUGGAGCUGAAAGAUUGAUUGUGGAUGCUGCUGUUGAGCUUGCAUCCCAAGGCCAUAAAGUUCAUGUUUUUACUGCACAUCAUGAUAAAAACAGAUGCUUUGAGGAAACUGUUGCUGGUACCUUUCCGGUUACUGUGUAUGGUUCCUUUCUUCCCCGGCAUAUAUUCUACCAUCUUCAUGCAUUGUGUGCAUACCUUCGGUGCCUAUUUGUUGCUUUCUGUGUACUUUUCAUGUGGCAUUCAUUUGAUGUUAUCCUGGCAGAUCAAGUCUCUGUGGUUAUUCCCAUCUUGAAAAUCAAAAGAUCAACAAAGGUUGUAUUCUACUGUCAUUUUCCGGAUUUGUUGUUGGCGCAACAUUCAACUUUCAUUAGGAGAAUGUAUAGAAAACCAAUAGACUAUGCAGAAGAAAUAACAACUGGAAUAGCUGAUUUGAUACUUGUUAACAGCAAGUUCACUGCAUCUACUUUUGCGAAUACUUUUAAGUAUCUAGAUGCUAAAGGAAUUCGACCAGCUGUUCUAUAUCCAGCGGUUAAUGUGGAUCAGUUCAAUGAACCCAGUUCCUUUAAGCUGAAUUUUCUUUCCAUCAAUCGCUUUGAAAGGAAGAAGAAUAUACAAUUAGCUAUUUCAGCUUUUGCUAUGCUUAACUCACCCGAAGGAGUUCUUAAGCAUAAAGAUAUUACUAAUGCUUCUUUGACUAUUGUAGAAUCUGCUCAAUCUUGCAGUUUGUGUGUAAAUUAUCUAGUGUGGAUUUGUGGUGCAAUCAUUUCUCAAACAGGUGGCUUUGAUAAACGGUUGAAGGAGAAUGUGGAAUACUUAGAAGAGCUUAAAGAUUUAGCUGAAAAGGAAGGGGUCUCCAAUAACAUAAAAUUCAUCACAUCUUGCUCAACAGCUGAAAGGAAUGAACUUCUUUCUGAAUGCUUGUGUGUCCUUUACACACCAAAGGAUGAGCACUUCGGCAUUGUUCCUUUGGAGGCAAUGGCAGCUUAUAAACCUGUUAUCGCAUGCAAUAGUGGUGGCCCUGUGGAGUCGAUUAAGAAUGGUGUAACGGGAUUCCUUUGUGAUCCUACACCACUGGAGUUUUCUUUAGCAAUGGCUAAGCUCAUAAGUGAUCCCCAGGAGGCAGAUAACAUGGGGAGAGAAGCUAGGAGGCAUGUUGUUGAGUCAUUCUCUACAAAGUCAUUUGGCCAGCAUCUAAAUAGAUAUCUAGUUGACAUCCACCGGGGAAAGGAGGAUUGAGUUUAACAUUGGAUAGCAUGGUUUUGCCCUCAACUUGUUAACUGCAAUUGGUGACCAUUCAACUUGCUGUUCAGAUUUUAGUUGGCAUAGUUAACUAUUUGCUACAAGUUCUAUUUUCAAGAUAAUUUUUAUUUUAUACCAAUAUACCAUGUAAAUCUGAAUUAGAGAUGAUGACAUGUUCAAUGUUCCAAAGUCUUGCUCUUUUGGAUAUUUUCUGACAACAUAUGGUAUUUGGAAGUUUAUAGAGAAUUUUCUUGGGCUA